AUGGCCGCUGCUGUCCAGGCCAUUGGAGUCGUUGCCGGAGUGCUGGGUAUUGUCCAGUUCGGCCUGACCAACUUCGCUGACAAGACUGAGCCUGGCUCUACUAUCAAGAUCGCGGUUGGCCUUGACGGCGAGAAUGGCGGGACUGAAGAUGCCGGCGGAGACCUGCCAGACGUCCGUGUCUGGAACGACUUUGGCGACUUCAAGGGCAUGACUGCCGACCCAGGCAGUGUCGGCGACGGCACAGUCGGCCAAGUCGAGAUCGACCACGAGCAGCAGGGCGUCUACUCGCUGUUCUCGGCCAACAACGACGCCAUCUGCAUCGCCUGGGUGACCACUACCUGGGCCGACGCGGCCGGUGGCAACAAGUUCGCCGUCUCCGGUGACUACGGCGAGGCCUGCGGAGGCACCUGGUACGAGUCCAACAUGUGGACCGACACCGACCAGUCCUACCAGCCCAAGUGCUUCUGGAUUGACGGCGACGGUGACCAGCCCAACACUGCCUUCCAGGUGCGCUGGCCCCGGUUCGCGAAGCAGGAGUUCGACGAGGGCAACACCGACCCGUCAAACAUCUGCAACGACAUCGACUUUGGCCUUCGCACCGAGGAAGACCCCGGCGAUAUCAACUUCUGGACUGCCGCAAGCAAGGCUCGCCGUGAUCUGAACAUCAGCAAGCGUCGCCUGCGUGCCAGACAGGUGCCCCGUGUUGCUUGGGCCGCUGAGCAGCUCGUCGUCAGUAACUCUACCAACCACUCCGCCCAGCGUCUCUGCGACUCCGACACCUCCAUGGGGCCUGACUUUGUGCACCUGGCCGAGAACUACUUUUGCGACAUGGGCACCAAGACCAAGUACCCUCUGUGCGGCGAGAGCAGUGAAAGCGCUACUGUGACCGACUCCUGCUUCGACGUGGACACGCACAACCUGCUGCACGCUGGCUCCAAGCGCGGUGUGCUCACCAAGAGGGACAGCCCUUACUCCAAGGUCCGCGACUGGGCCAAGGGUAACUAA
Molecule: messenger RNA, 1005 nt
Organism: Aspergillus puulaauensis
Lineage: Eukaryota; Fungi; Ascomycota; Eurotiomycetes; Eurotiales; Aspergillaceae
Exons: 2
Coding region: 1-1005 (334 amino acids)
Source: RefSeq, a predicted model, not a curated record